This is a messenger RNA of Myotis daubentonii (Daubenton's bat), 977 nucleotides long. Its product is annotated as ubiquitin-like protein 5. NCBI's taxonomy places the organism in Eukaryota, Metazoa, Chordata, Mammalia, Chiroptera, Vespertilionidae. The record is from RefSeq and is a predicted model, not a curated record. The transcript has 2 exons. Bases 213 to 434 code for a protein of 73 amino acids.
GUAGAUUCUCACUACUGCACAGACCCCGCCAAGUUCAUUUCAGUACUGUGUACCUCCCUGGCCACCAUGCUGCACGUAGAGCUGCCCCACGUCAACCUCCUCUCCAAGAUGGACCUCAUUGAGCACUAUGGGAAGCUAGAUGUAACAAGACAAUAAAGACAGAACUUGGAUCAUCAACGAGGUGGCGUCAGCUGGUUCGAGGCGAUUCGAGUAUGAUAGAGGUGGUUUGCAACGACCGUCUGGGGAAGAAGGCCCGAGUGAAGUGCAACACCGAUGACACCAUCGGGGACCUGAAGAAGCUGAUCCCCGCCCAGACGGGGACCCGUGGGAAUAAGAUUGUGCUGAAGAAGUGGUACACGAUCUUUAAGGACCACGUUUCUCUGAGCGACUAUGAAAUCCAUGAUGGGAUGAACCUGGAACUUUAUUACCAAUAAAGCAGAACUCCUUCCUCGUGCCCAGUUCCCCCCGCCCCUCUCCUCCCACUCUCAGCCCCAGCACUGGUAUGGAUGCUUGUUUUUAAAAAGUCAUGUUAAUAAAAACGUAGAACAGGAAAAAAAAAAAAGAAAGACAGAACUUGGCUGGAGAUCCUGGAGAGAGAACCUCGCUAUGAUGAUCAACUGAACGCUGCCUCGGUGUCCGUCCUUCUUCGCCGACUCCGUCCACACCUAUGGGAACCCCUGGACCUGCUGGGGAUGGACCCCAACAGCAAUGGUGGUGGGAAUGGAGAAAAUGAGAUUCAAAACUUGCUCAAGAAAUAGGAUUUGGCCCUAACUGGUUUGGCUCAAUGAACAGAGCAUCAGCCUGCGGACUGAAGGGUCCCAGGUUCGAUUCCGGUCAAGGGCAUGUACCUUGGUUGCGGGCGCAUACCCAGUGGGGAGUGUGCAGGAGGCAGCUGAUCGAGGUUUCUAGCUCUCUAUUCCUCUCCCUUCCUCUCUGUAAGAAAUCAAUAAAACGUAUUAAAAAAAAAAAAAAAGAAA